AUGUCUGGUACCUACCUGUUUAACCUAGAUGCGCGUAGACAUACGUAUGCAUGCGUGAGUGGUGCAGCAGAGCAGGUGAGUGGUGCAGCAGAGCAGGUGAGUGGUGCGGCAGAGCAGGUGAGUGGUGCGGCAGAGCAGGUGAGUGGUGCAGCAGAGCAGGUGAGUGGUGCGGCAGAGCAGGUGAGUGGUGCGGCAGAGCAGGUGAGUGGUGCGGCAGAGCAGGUGAGUGGUGCGGCAGAGCAGGUGAGUGGUGCGGCAGAGCAGGUGAGUGGUGCGGCAGAGCAGGUGAGUGGUGCGGCAGAGCAGGUGAGUGGUGCGGCAGAGCAGGUGAGUGGUGCGGCAGAGCAGGUGAGUGGUGCGGCAGAGCAGGUGAGUGGUGCGGCAGAGCAGGUGAGUGGUGCGGCAGAGCAGGUGAGUGGUGCGGCAGAGCAGGUGAGUGGUGCGGCAGAGCAGGUGAGUGGUGCGGCAGAGCAGGUGAGUGGUGCGGCAGAGCAGGUGAGUGGUGCGGCAGAGCAGGUGAGUGGUGCGGCAGAGCAGGUGAGUGGUGCGGCAGAGCAGGUGAGUGGUGCGGCAGAGCAGGUGAGUGGUGCGGCAGAGCAGGUGAGUGGUGCGGCAGAGCAGGUGAGUGGUGCGGCAGAGCAGGUGAGUGGUGCGGCAGAGCAGGUGAGUGGUGCGGCAGAGCAGGUGAGUGGUGCGGCAGAGCAGGUGAGUGGUGCGGCAGAGCAGGUGAGUGGUGCGGCAGAGCAGGUGAGUGGUGCGGCAGAGCAGGUGAGUGGUGCGGCAGAGCAGGUGAGUGGUGCGGCAGAGCAGGUGAGUGGUGCGGCAGAGCAGGUGAGUGGUGCGGCAGAGCAGGUGAGUGGUGCGGCAGAGCAGGUGAGUGGUGCGGCAGAGCAGGUGAGUGGUGCGGCAGAGCAGGUGAGUGGUGCGGCAGAGCAGGUGAGUGGUGCGGCAGAGCAGGUGAGUGGUGCGGCAGAGCAGGUGAGUGGUGCGGCAGAGCAGGUGAGUGGUGCGGCAGAGCAGGUGAGUGGUGCGGCAGAGCAGGUGAGUGGUGCGGCAGAGCAGGUGAGUGGUGCGGCAGAGCAGGUGAGUGGUGCGGCAGAGCAGGUGAGUGGUGCAGCAGAGCAGAUGAGUGGUGCGGCAGAGCAGGUGAGUGGUGCAGCAGAGCAGGUGAGUGGUGCGGCAGAGCAGGUGAGUGGUGCGGCAGAGCAGGUGAGUGGUGCGGCAGAGCAGGUGAGUGGUGCAGCAGAGCAGGUGAGUGGUGCGGCAGAGCAGGUGAGUGGUGCGGCAGAGCAGGUGAGUGGUGCAGCAGAGCAGGUGAGUGGUGCGGCAGAGCAGGUGAGUGGUGCGGCAGAGCAGGUGAGUGGUGCGGCAGAGCAGGUGGGUGGUGCGGCAGAGCAGGUGAGUGGUGCGGCAGAGCAGGUCAGUGGUGCAGCAGAGCAGGUGAGUGGUGCGGCAGAGCAGGUGAGUGGUGCGGCAGAGCAGGUGAGUGGUGCGGCAGAGCAGGUGAGUGGUGCGGCAGAGCAGGUGAGUGGUGCAGCAGAGCAGCUGAGUGGUGCGGCAGAGCAGGUGAGUGGUGCAGCAGAGCAGGUGAGUGGUGCGGCAGAGCAGGUGAGUGGUGCGGCAGAGCAGGUGAGUGGUGCGGCAGAGCAGGUGAGUGGUGCGGCAGAGCAGGUGAGUGGUGCGGCAGAGCAGGUGAGUGGUGCGGCAGAGCAGGUGAGUGGUGCGGCAGAGCAGGUGAGUGGUGCGGCAGAGCAGGUGAGUGGUGCGGCAGAGCAGGUGAGUGGUGCAGCAGAGCAGGUCAGUGGUGCAGCAGAGCAGGUGAGUGGUGCAGCAGAGCAGGUGAGUGGUGCAGCAGAGCAGGUGAGUGGUGCGGCAGAGCAGGUGAGUGGUGCGGCAGAGCAGGUGAGUGGUGCGGCAGAGCAGGUGAGUGGUGCAGCAGAGCAGGUGAGUGGUGCGGCAGAGCAGGUGAGUGGUGCGGCAGAGCAGGUGAGUGGUGCGGCAGAGCAGGUGAGUGGUGCAGCAGAGCAGGUGAGUGGUGCAGCAGAGCAGGUGAGUGGUGCAGCAGAGCAGGUGAGUGGUGCAGCAGAGCAGGUGAGUGGUGCGGCAGAGCAGGUGAGUGGUGCAGCAGAGCAGGUGAGUGGUGCAGCAGAGCAGGUGAGUGGUGCAGCAGAGCAGGUGAGUGGUGCGGCAGAGCAGGUGAGUGGUGCAGCAGAGCAGGGCACGGGGUGUGUGGGUGCUGGACUCGCUGUUGAUAGCCUGGUGCUGGUGGUGGGGCGUGACGCCAGUAGCCCUACUGUAGAGCACAUGGGUGAGGUGACAGGGCAUGGGGCGUGCCAGUGUGGUGGUCGAGGUAGUGGAGGGGGAGCGGGCCCCAUCGCGAAUGGCAACAGGGGGUGGCUGGUGUGGAGUGUGACCAGCAGGGAGAGAGAGUGCGGGCUUGUUGUUAGUGGAGGGGGAGCGGGCCCUAUCGCGAAUGGCAGCAGGGGGUGGCUGGUGUCGAGUGCGACCGGCAGGGAGAGAGAGUGCGGGCGGGAGAUUGUGAACGUGCUCGAUGAGUGGUGUGACAAGCUGGAGGCUGGCAAGGCGCAGGGGGAGGGGGAGGGGGAGGCACGGACUGGGGAAGGUGCAUCUGCAGGGAAGGCGAAGGGGGGUUCGUCCAUCGAUGCGCUGCUGGCGAAUGAAGUGGCAGCACUCAAGAAACAGGUGCGUGCGUGUGGAGAGGGGGUUGAGGAAACAGGUGUGUGUGUUUUGCAGCGGCUCACAGCACAAACACCCAUCACUUCCCUCUCUCGCAAUCCUCUUUUCCCUCCCUCUUCCUCCCCUUGCCCCUCGUCUUGUCCCUCCCCUUGUCCUGAACGCUCUCACCUGCCUCGGUUCGUGAGUGUGGAGUCUGGGUGCAAGGCACUGCUGUUCGUGAGGAUUAGAGAGGAUGCCAGGAAGGGGGGGAAGGGAGAGAAGGGAGGAAAGCAGUUGGAGGAGGGAGAGGAGAAGGAGGAGGAGGGUGAGAAGGAGGAGGUGGGGAAGACGGAGGAAGGGGAAAAGGAGGAGGAGAAGGGUGAAGGAGACAAGGAGGGGAAGGAGGGGGAUAAGGCCGGGGAAAAGGAGCAGGAGAAAGAGCAGGAGGAAGAGGUUACAGGAGGAGGAGAGAAGGAACCGGAGAAGGAGGGACAGGGAGGGGAGGGGGAGAAAGGGGAGGCAGGGGGGGAGCAGGGAAGGGUGUCGCCGUUGGGUGUGGGGCAGUGGGUGUGGGGCAGUGGGUGUGGGGCAGUGGGUGUGGGGCAGUGGGUGUGGGGCAGUGGGUGUGGGGCAGUGGGUGUGAGGCAGUGGGUGUGGGGCAGUGGGUGUGGGGCAGUGGGUGUGGGGCAGUGGGAGUGA
Molecule: messenger RNA, 3375 nt
Organism: Closterium sp. NIES-65
Lineage: Eukaryota; Viridiplantae; Streptophyta; Zygnematophyceae; Desmidiales; Closteriaceae
Source: the annotation of a GenBank genome assembly